This is a messenger RNA of Lytechinus variegatus (green sea urchin), 6016 nucleotides long. Its product is annotated as proton-coupled amino acid transporter 1-like. The transcript has 9 exons. The record is from RefSeq and is a predicted model, not a curated record. Gene Ontology annotation, biological process: amino acid transmembrane transport. The coding region runs from base 189 to 1829 and encodes 546 amino acids. Gene Ontology annotation, molecular function: amino acid transmembrane transporter activity. Gene Ontology annotation, cellular component: vacuolar membrane. Lineage: Eukaryota; Metazoa; Echinodermata; Echinoidea; Temnopleuroida; Toxopneustidae.
GCAACGCCUUCUAUACUCUGUAAGAGCGUUCCAUAUCUUCAAAAAGUCAGCUGAUCGGCAGAGACCCUCAUCAACAAAAGUGAAAGGAGAAUAGAUUAGUUUCCUCUUUCUCGUUGAUCCUUUUCUAUGACACAGAUGCAAGGAACCAAUGACCCUUCUCAAGACCGAAAUUAAUUCCAUUGAUCAAGAUGUCGCAAGAAGAUUAUCUUAUUCUUCCGCAAGACAGGAGUACCACUCGAACUGGCAGGUCAUUUACUUCAAAAUGUGGACAACUCUUUCUGGAUAAUGCCAAUAUAUUCAAGGCAUUCAUUGGUACCAACUUCUUGUCAAUCUCUUUUGCUCUUAGCAUGAGUGGUCUGUAUCUUGGCAUUGCUGGUCUAGUGCUUAUUGCAACUGCUACAGUCCACUGCUGUUACCUCAUUGUCAAGUGCAAGAGGUAUGCCAUCGAAGACAUUGUCAGGAAGUUCAACCUCCAUCCGGAGUCUUCCCACACACACAGGAAGCUGGUCCAGAGCAUCGAGAAGUCCUUGUCAUACGGGGACAUCUCGAGACUCACGCUGGGAAGAUGGGGUACCUGGGUCACCAAUAUCAGUCUGCUCGUCACCCAGCUUGGCUUCUGCAUCAACUACUUUAUCUUCAUCGGCAACACCAUUCAGAGGAUGUUCCCCGUCACGAAUAGCACCGUCGUACCCGCAUCGACCAUCCACCCUCGAACGCCACCGCAAUCACUAUCAAAUGCAGACGCACUGAUGGAGAGCACGACACAGACUGCGAACUGGACUCAUGUUAUGAACAAUGCACAUUCGUCGGCCCCGCCCUAUCAGCUGCUGAUGCUUAUACCAUUCCCAAUUUUCAUUGUGUUUGCUCUUUUGAGGAAGAUUAGGCAGCUUGGUUCGAGCAGUAUCAUCGCUAACGGGUCUGUUCUCAUAGCUUACGUCGUUGUCAUGUAUUACAUUCUCAGGGAUUUUGAGAUAAAUUCAACUAUUGUGAACGUGAACUGGAAACAAUUUCCUGUGUUCUUCGGGCAGGUGACGGCUUCAUAUGAGGGCAUCGGAACAAUUAUUCCGAUUGAAUCGAGCAUGGAGGGCAACCGUCACCUCUACCCUCUCCUCCUGCACAUCAAUGUCACCUUCUUCACCCUCCUCAUGGCUUCCAUCGGCAUCAUGGGAUACCUCUACUACGGCAAAGACGUCGAACAGAUGAUCAUAUGGAGCCUCCCUCUCCAGGAUCCGUUGACGAUCGCCGUCAACGUCACCCUGGUCAUAGCGAUCGUCUUCACCUACCCACUUCAGGUUUUUCCCAUUGUUGAGAUCAUGGAGCAGUUGAUAUUUGCACCCGGGCAAUGUCUAGGACCAUCCAAGCAGAGGAUGGUGGAGGAUGGAGUGGAGGAUUCAAUUAACAAGUCUGAUAAUGACAGAGAAGACCUUUGUGAGAGCACCGAUGAGAAAACCCAGCUUUUACAACCCAGCGAAGAUGAAGAAACCAGGCAGAUGAUGCAGACAUUCCGCCAGUGCGUCGUCACUGUUACCAUACCCGACUCCGUUGCAACUUGGAAGAGAAACACUUUGAGGGUUCUGAUUGUCGUCUUUCAAGCUGGGGUAGCGCUCACUCUGAAGAACAGUAUUGCUUAUUUUAGUGCCUUCACCGGUGCCAUCGGAAGUACGAUCCUAGGCUUCAUCCUACCCUGCACGAUACACCUGGUACUUAGAGGUAAACAGCUGAACCCUGUUGUCUGGAUCAAGAAUAUCUUCUUAAUCGUGAUCGGUGUGGCCGGAGGAGUAGCAGGCGUGUAUGUGUCGAUCGUUAGCAUCAUUGACCACGAGGGUUGAUGUCUCUUACAGGGUGUGUCCCGCACUAUUCAUUCUCUGGUCAUAAAGGGUAAAGGCCAAAGUCUAAAGGCCAAAGUAUAUGGCCCAUAUUCAGGAGUCGGUUGUAAUUUUGGCCAUGGUCUCACUCUGUGCUAAAGUAUGGGAGGCCAAACAUGUCAAAAAAUCUUGUUAACAUUGUAUUUUUCCUAUGUUUACUGUGCUCUUUUUUACUUCUUUAAUGAAGAUAACUUGGUUCCAUAUUUGCCCCGGCGACAAUUGGUCCGCUAGAAAUUCUACGCAUAAUUAUUGUUAGUACGGGAAGCUACAGAACAUCAGCCAGGCCAGGAAGACUUAUCCACUGGGCCACAAUGCUCCACAUGCCAGGAAUGGAAUGUUUAAAGCAGUUUGCCAUGUACUCUUCAUGUACUUCACCCUGGAAAGAAUUUUUGGCAUCAUAUUAGCUCAAUUUUUGAUGGGACAAGAUAUUUAGUGUGACAUAUUGGAAUGAAAUUUUGGCAAGACCAUUACUCAAGUCUUUCAAUUUUUCAUAUCACAUUAUGAUCAUGUUAUUGUCAAUGUAUGUAAUCUUUGUUCCAUUUCUAAUCUUAGUUACUUUUUGCUCUUGGUCAUAAAUCUUAUGUAACUAAAAAAUGAUUACAUUUUUUUUCUAAGUGAUGUUUGAAAGGCAUUUAUUAAGAAAAAAAUCUAAAAUUUCCUAGAAAUCAAAGAAACAUUCCAAAUCAAACUAAAGCAACCUUACAAAUGCAUAAACACAAGCUAAGUUUACCGAAAUAUUAAGAUGUUGAAUAUAUUAAAAAAAGGAAACAAGCAUAACACAAAAAAUCAAAUAAAUUAAAUCUGGCAUAACAGACCUAUUGUAUUUCAAGUUCUUAAUUACUCCCCCUAAAAAGACGAAUGAUAACCUAACUCAUUUUUUUUUCUUCAGAAGUUUAUUAAAGAUACAUUAAUGGAUUACACAUGUUUAUUAUAUGAGGGGUAAACUAUUUCAUAGUAUACAAUACAAAAUGAAUAUUGUUUGUGUGACAAUUGGCUGAUUUGAACAGACCAAGGAAGAGGGAUUUGUGAAAAUGAACAGAACAUUACAAUAACAUAAUCAUGUAGGAUUUUGAGGAAUUUUCAGUGCAAUGCUUGUUUGAUUGUUCAUUUUCUUUUUUAAAUAUUAAAAUCAACAUGUUAUAGGGAUGGAUUGGACUUUUAAUUAUGUAUGGCUACCAAAAUUGUAUAUAUACAUGUAUAUGUGCAUGUACAUGUAUAUACAUGUGUACAUGCAUAUAAAUGUAUAUAAACAUGUACAUGUAUAUUAAUAUAUUGAGAUGAGGGUCAACUUUAAAGGAUGACGCGGGAAUAUUCUUAGCUUGUCGUUAUUUAGACUUUGUCAGAAGCGGUCUGUAAAUAUAGACUAUAAUGAUGACAGACAGUAAAGUAGGAUGCCUAUUCUCUCUUGUUCUCAAUAUAUAUAUAUGACAAUAAGUAAUUCUGUGUUUUGGAUAUAGAUGAAGAAACAAAAGAGACAACAAAGUACAUCUUUGCAAGAUAAUUCAUGGAUUGUUGGGGACAAAAAGAAGAUUCUGCACAAAAUUGCAUUAAGGCGUUGAUUUUUUGACGUUUAAUAAAACGACCAAUGAUGUAGCGUUCAAUGCAGUUCAAGAGAUAUAAUCUCAAUGAGCAUACACUGUAGCAUAGCAUACCGUAGCGUAAUUUGGCAUAAUUCAAUAUGUAUAAAGAGAACAAACAAAUUGAACCGGAAAUUAGACCAUGUCUCUUUAAUACACAGUCAUUGCAAUCUGAAUAUCUAUAUUUGUCUGAAUCAUAUCACACUUUGAAUUGAAAUAUCUUAAAUAAAUGCUAAACCUGAAUGAAUCAUCAAAUCAUAUUCAAUUUCUUUGGCUGGAACUGUGAACUUUGCUUUACAUAAUACUAGUUGACCAAGCUUCAUCCUAGACGGAAUCUGCUACUUUGGAGAAAUUUCAAGCACUCGGUUGAAACGUAUUGCUCGAUGUUUUGUGACAUGUUUCGAAGCUGAAAUUAUAGGCCGCAACCGAUUUUUACCUAUGAACACAUUAUGGUAUCUGCAACAAAUAAAUAGUUUCGAUCAUCGAAACAUCGCAUGAAGUUCCAACAAAAACUUUAUUCCAAUGUAUAUUCCAAAUUUUUGAUGCAACCCCACAUCUUCAGGGAUAUUGCAAUGUCUAGUCAUUGUUAAGUUUUGUAUUUUGUUGGAACUUAAUGAAUUAUCUGGCAAAGAAGUACUCUUUGUCUCUUUUAUUAUUUAUACAUAUCCUUUCCUCUACUUGAUCAUUUGUGUGAGGAAGUGUUCUAUUAUGUGUACGACAUAAAUAAAAUAUUGCAUUUAUAGUUUUGAUAUCUAUUUUUUAUACCAAAUUGACUUAAUGGAGUUUCUCUGCACAGUAUGUAAUUAUAAUAUAUGGAAUCUAGAGGCUUCCUGCUUAAGAUUAAAGUAUUUUUAUAUCUUGGAUUAUGAUAUCAAUGCACAAAUUAAUGUAAAUGUUAUAUUGCAAUAAUGUGUUUCUCUUGACUUAUAUGUAACUUAUUUUUUCGAGUUUUGCUGCAAUGUAAAUGUGAUUUCUUUUCAUUUCCUUUUCAACAAUUUGUCCUUAUCAUCACUCAGUUUCAUUAUCAUUAUUAUUGUCAGUUAUGGCAAUGGCAUUGCUAUGGAUAUAAUUACAUGAAUAUAUUGAUUAUUGUUGUUACUAUACUUGCCAAAAGUAAUGAAAGAAAACUAUGCGGAAAGGGUCCUUCCAACGCCUGAUACACUUGAAAAUGUUGGUUUUUUUUUUUUUGGGGGGGGCGCAUCUUAGGCACUUUUGCUUUUACAAGUAUACAUGUAUAACCUGGUGCUAAAAUAUUAAAGAGUAACAAAUAGGCCUUCAUCUGACCAUUCCUGCCUUAUAAAAAAACUUUUCAUGAUGACAAUAUUGUCAGUGGUAAUUUGCAUGCAAGUGCGAGGAAUGUAGCCAUAGGUGGCGGAAGCGGGAGGGGGGGAUGGGACGGGGGGACAGGUCCCCCUAAAAUUGAGUUUAUUUUUUUUUUUUGGUGGUCAAAUUUUUUACCUGUGUCCAUCACAAAAUUUCAGAUGGACCCCCCCCCCCUAAAUUUUUUGGCUUCUGCCACCAGUGAAUGUAGCAACUAAUCAACAAAUUAUUUAUCAAGAGCAAACCCCAGAGCAAAACUAGUAUUGGACGUAUUUCAAUCUUUACUAUUUAUUGUUUGGACAUUGCAAUGAAUGGUUUUGUGAUAUUUUGGCAUAGCGAUUCAGGGUUUUGUCACAUUACGCUCUGACAAAAAUGAACAUUUUGCAUAUCCCCAUCUCUGAGGUAGCAUAAUGAUGGAGUAAAAAAACAAUAUAUGUUGAAAUUUGGCUUUAUGUUGCUCCAUAAUAACUUUUUUUUAAACAUUUUUUUUUCCUUUUGGUAGUUUUCAAAAUUUAAGAUCCAAAUUUCACAGGGAUAUCUUUGUUUAUUUUUGUUGUGGGUGGGGUGCCUAUCUAAUCAUCUCUGGUAUGUCUUUCGUCUCAUAUGUGAUAUCUGGCACUCUCUAAUAAUUUGUGGAAAUACAUGCUUUCGUUUUAGAAUGCCUACAUGUACAUGUGCAUUUAUUAGAGAAAGUAUGAUAACCUGAUAAUUGGAUAUAUAUUCAAAUACAUGAAAAGGCCAUUUUUAUUUUCACAUGUCUGCAAUACAAAGAGUGCAUCCAGUUUUUUACGGGUCAGGCAUUUCUGUACAAUAUGUUGAUGUGAUAAUAGAUAUUGGACUACUCAUCAGGGAGUGUGGUAUGUGCAUGAUUCUAUGCGGGCAAGAAUUAUUGAAUCGGCUGAGUGGGGUAAUAAUUUACCGUAAGUGAUAUCAGACUGCAUUGUUAUUACUGUUAUCUUGUCAGUUUGUAAAAAAACAUGUAUUUUCAGAAGAAAAAGAAUGUGAAAUUUCUAAUUUCAUUCCGGACGGUCAUUGAGAAAAAGAUUUAUUGAAAGAAUAUUAUGACCUUUGAUUUGUCUGUACUCUCAUGCCUGCACUGAGUGUAUGUGCAGUGCUCAUACAUGUAGAAGGGGCAUUGAAAUCUGCAUUUUUUCUGCUAAGGAAAAGUAGCUUUUGAUAAUCUUUGUACACUCUAUAGUGCACUCUCUUUACCUCUUAGUUUAAUGUCAACUUAUAGAUGAGUAAAGUGAGAUA